Messenger RNA from Phaeodactylum tricornutum CCAP 1055/1, 2188 nucleotides. RefSeq lists its product with no specific name. NCBI's taxonomy places the organism in Eukaryota, Bacillariophyta, Bacillariophyceae, Surirellales, Neidiaceae. The record is from RefSeq and is a predicted model, not a curated record. The transcript is spliced from 3 exons. Gene Ontology annotation, cellular component: cytoplasm. The coding region runs from base 98 to 2089 and encodes 663 amino acids. Gene Ontology annotation, molecular function: RNA binding; 3'-5'-RNA exonuclease activity.
GUGGUCCCGUUCUUUCGAACCUAUUGUAUACACAAACAUACAUAUAUAUAUAUUGACACGACCGUUGUAGAGCCUGUAAUAGCUGAUUUCGGCAAUCAUGGUGAACGUCACGAAAGAAAAUUUCAUCGAGCAAACGAAUGAUUUGUUGCAGCAUUUGCCGACGGCAGCCUUUAUCGCCAUUGACGAAGAAAUGACGGGUAUCACGGUGCCGGGCACGCCCCGUCCGGCCAAGGAGCAACCGCCGUCGGCCCUGUACGCGUCGACGCUCAAGUACGUGCCGGAACGGUACAGCAUCAUUCAACUCGGGGUCGUGCUCUUCCACGCCACGAGUGAACCGGGGGAGGUACACGAAUGGCAGGCCCGGAGGUACAACUUUUACGUCUUCCCCGCGCAGGACGGAUGGUCCGGUGAGACACGGGAAGUUGUGCUCAACCCCGGGGCCGUCGCCUUUUUGCAGCAACACAACAUGAGUCUGGAUCUGUGGACUCAACAGGGCGUGACGUACCAAACCAACGAUAAGGCCUACGAAACGGUACAUGCCUACGUCGAGAAGGAACUGAUUCGGGAACGAGCAGCCGAAGAUAAGGAACGACAUGCGAAUCUGCAGGAUAGCACUCGAAGACGUGUCGAGUUGCGUCGAUCGGAAGACAUUGAUUUUCACGCUCGUGCCAUGGCAAGUUUGCGUGAAUGGCUAGAUGCCGCUUUGAACGAAGUUGAAGGUCCACCCAUAGAACUAGCACCGGAAGGAGCCGCAUUCCUGCUGCCAUCGUGCAACUCAUUCUUGCGUCGUGCUCUCUACGAAAGCAUUGAAGCGGAAUAUCCCGAUUUGGUGUUGGAAAGUGCCGGCAACAACCAAAUUCGCGUGUUACGCUUAACUGAGGAGGAAUCCCAAACGAGGAAGCAACGACUCCGGCGGGAAGAUUGGGAAAAGGUGGUAGUGAACAAAAUUGGCAUGUGGCGUGUCUUCGAGGCUAUUUCGCGCGUGUGCCGUGGAGAACAUCUUGAUUUGACGUCAGCGGUCUUGGCACCGUCGGUCGACGCCGUUGAUUUUACCUCACCAUUGGUGCCCUUUGCGGAAGACACAUUGUCUUUGGGUUCGAAAUCCAGUCGUCGCCGGAACAUUCCAUUAGUGGUACACAAUGGAUUCAUGGAUAUUUGCUUCUUGUUGACCCAUUUUCAUCACGAAACCCUUCCUGAUACGUUGAAGGAGUGCAAGGGAUUGAUAAGUCGUUACUUUCCAAUUAUUUACGACACCAAGGCUGUCACUACUGAAUGCAGUACAUGGAGCAAUGAGAAUUCGGCACUGGCUGCUCUGUUUGAGAAAGUGGUGCGACAGAACAACGGAUUAGAGGACAGGAUUGAAGUUGUCGCGGACGCUGGUAGAGGGGACGCUACCGAUGAUCAGGAACAUGAAGCCGCCUAUGAUGCGUACAUGACGGGUGCAAUCUACAUUGGGCUUUGUGAGCAGAUAAAAAGCACAUUGCAAGACGAAACAGUAGCACUAGAUGGCGUCGGGAAUAUGACGCAUUUGACAAUCGAUAACGAAGGCACAGAGAAUACACGACUGCUUUAUGGUAGAAACAAGCUCUUUCAAAUGAGUAUGUAUACCAUGGACUUGGAAGAUCCAGUUUCUGACCCUCUGAGUCGAGGAAUGCUUGUGGAAUCGACAUUCCGCGUGUCUGAUAUAGACCCCUCAGUAUCUACUCGUGACAUCAUUCGUUGUCUGUCGGGUUUGAUCGAUACACAGGAUCGACGGGUGAAUUUUGAGAUAAUUUGGCUAAACGAUACGUCCUUUCUGGUUGCCGCCGUCUUCCGUCCAGAAGUCAGUGACACGGCAUUGGACCCUGCUGCCACUAUCCUGGACCAUGGCAAGCUCAUCUUGGGAGCACUACGUCUUCGAUUUGCGAAAGAACGAAUUAUGAGCCUCGAACAAGUGCUGAAGGUGGACUCCCUCGAGACAAUAGACGAAGCGAAAAGAGAUGGCUGGUUGUCACACUUUUGGAGACUGCUCGGAUUUGCGUCAUCGAAACGAAAAGGCGGUCAUGAUCAAUUUGACGGUCAGCCUGUAGCUAAACGCCGGCGCGUCUAACGAGUCGAGGAGAGACUUUUAUGCCACUAUCGGAGUACUGACCAUGCGCGGUUAUAAUUUAAAGCUAAGCACGAUUCAGUAGCAUUCAAUGCAAUGGAA